Messenger RNA from Anopheles moucheti, 7570 nucleotides. Its product is annotated as diacylglycerol kinase theta. The coding region runs from base 2039 to 6259 and encodes 1406 amino acids. NCBI's taxonomy places the organism in Eukaryota, Metazoa, Arthropoda, Insecta, Diptera, Culicidae. The record is from RefSeq and is a predicted model, not a curated record. Gene Ontology annotation, molecular function: ATP-dependent diacylglycerol kinase activity. Gene Ontology annotation, biological process: diacylglycerol metabolic process; intracellular signal transduction; lipid phosphorylation. The transcript is spliced from 17 exons.
UCGCUUCCGGAUCCGCAAAGCUGCUGCUGCAGGUCCCAGUUACGGCCUAAAACUCUUCUCUGCUUUCUCCUCCCACCUCCCACACCUCCCCCAAACGAAAAACGCGUGCAGAGCUAGAACGCAGAUACGGGACGGUGGCAGUGUUGCCCAGGUGUGCGGGAUUAUAGCAAAACAGCGGGCAAGACCCGUGCCCGUGUGCACGGUCCGUGUAAUCAGCAUUUGUGGGACGAGGGCCAGUCAGUAUCCCCACCUUCGGCCAGCGAAACUGUUACUGUUAAAGGAUACCACGAAAAAGAAGUAAGAAGCCAAAUCGUGCGCACAUAAGUGGCCGUGUGUGUAUGUGUGUGUGUGUGUGAGAAAAAAAGGAAAUCAGCGAAACAGAGUGCAACAGUGAUGGUGAACAAUUUAUGAGCGAGUUCCACCCCCUGCCAACCCCCAAAUUAUGAGCGUGUUGGAAAAUUGGGAAAACUAGCUUGCAGGAAAAAAAAUUGGCAUGGUGGAAAACAGUUGUAACGGAACGGGACGCGCCAAGCUGGGAUAAUUAAAAAAAAAACAAAUGCGCCCACAGCUAAACAAAAACAGGGAAGUGAAAAUUGUAGCGCAAGUGUACUAGAAAGUGUAGCACAUUGUAAGCAAUGAAAGAGAAAACAAAAGCGUUGUGUGCAGUGUAUUGGAGGUGUGAGCAAAGUGCCCGAUAGAAAUAGAAACACUUCAUAACGGAAGACACAAGAACACACGGUACGAAAGUGUGCUAGCAAAACGGUCAAAAUAGUGAAAGGUCGCAGUGUUUUGAAUUGAGGAAAUUCGGACCACUCCACACGAAGUGUCCAGUGUCUCCUUCAGCAGACGAGGAGAACCGCCGCGCAGUACAGUUUGCAGCAAACUCGGAUGUUCUCCUUCGCCACGGCAGUGCAACAGUUCGGCUGGUGAAGUACCGUAGCUUACAGCCCAGCGUUGCGUUCCCCCACCGCCCAGCCGCCAGACUCGGACAAAACUCGGCAACUCGCGGCACCAAGCAGCUCCCGGAGGUUGAAACUAGCGAACCACCGUGAGUGCGUGAGCCGGUUUGGAUACAGUCCGUGUCAGUUCCGAGUUCCGUGUUGGUGGUGGUGGUGGAGGUUGCGGAAUACUGCCCGGUAUUGUCCACUGCUGGAAAACUGGUCAGCACGGAUUUCAACACCGCGAAUAUUCCAUCUCGUCCGUAACGAAUGCGGUACCAGAGCGGUCACAAUAAAUUGGCACCACCGAGUGGGAGGAAUUUUUGAAAAGCUUCGGGCUCGGUACGAUCGAAACCUUCGCUGCGCUCGUAUCCCGCAUGGGCGGGUGUACGCAAGCACAUUGAUGAUGGUGCCAUUGCGAUCUGACUCACGGUGCGCUCCUGGUUUCGAGCUCGAUCUGACAACAGUGAAGCCAUAAAAACCAGAAGUGUACACCCAAAAAAAAAUACGAGUACGGCACGAGGAAGGAACCGAACGGAAGGAAGGUCCAGCACCAGUUACAGAUCGUACAUCGCUCUUGGCAAAGGGUGAAAAAAAAAAAGAAAAACGAUUUUAUACGCCGAUUCGAUCAACUCAAACGUUUUCGAGGCGAAACCCCGAAACAGGAACCAACCACAACGCAGCCACCGAGAGUGUAACCACAAGGCACAAGCAACAGCAAAGCAACAAACCUCCACCCCCAGAAAAACGCCAACUAGCAACCUUCCCCCACAACAACAACAACAACAACAAGCCAAAGUCUGCAAGUCCCGUGUCACACCAGUGUGUCAUCAACCAACCAGCUGUUGAGGGGGGCAGGCAUCAACCUUCGUCACACACCGCCCGGUUCCGCACCACGCGUCUGACCGUGUCGAUCGUCCUGUCGGUGUCCUGUCGUCCAUCGUUGCCUGCGUCCCACACUACCCCGCUCCACUUUCUCCAUCCAUCCGCGGGACCCCCGCUAGACGUGUGCGUUCGUGCGAUACGGUUCGUCAUCGGCGUGUCGUCAGCAUCGCGCCAUCAUCACCAUAUCGCAACCAUUAGAGCUACGAGGAAACAAAAUGGCGGGUGGUGAGCAUACAUUCGGUAGGAAGACAUUUCACAAGCCAACCUAUUGCCAUCACUGUUCGGAUCUGCUGUGGGGGCUCAUCGGACAAGGAUACAUCUGUGAAGUGUGCAACUUUAUAGUACACGAAAAGUGCGUUACCAACAUCGUGACACCGUGCACGGGCAUCGCACCGUACCUUAUCCGGAACCCGGUCGCACACUGUUGGUCCGAACCGUCGCACCAUAAGCGCAAGUUUUGUUCGGUUUGUCGUAAGCGAUUAGAUGAAACUCCCGCCGUUCAUUGCUUGAUAUGUGAGUACUUUGCACAUGUCGAGUGCCAGGAUUUUGCCAUCCCCGACUGUAAGGAGAAUGCAACCUACGUCCCGGGCAAGGAAUUGGGCCACGUCAAACAUCAGCAUCACUGGCGUGAAGGCAACCUGCCACAAUCGUCCAAGUGUGCGUACUGCAAGAAGACAUGCUGGUCUUACGAAUGCCUUACAGGUUAUCGUUGCGAAUGGUGUGGCACCACCACCCAUGGCGGGUGCAGAAACAACAUCCCGGCCGAAUGUACGUUCGGCACGCUGCAACCCAUCUAUCUGCCACCGCACGCAGUUUCCAUACCCCGGACGGAAGUGCCGAUGGAGGCGAUCAUCGGUGUGCAGAACCGCAACAAAGGAACACCGGGAAUACAGCGCGACUAUUCCUGUCCGGAACUGUGGACAAUCGGGCUGUAUCAGGACGAUGAGCAGCAUCACCAGCAGCACCAACAGCAGCAAGAGUGCUGCAGCGAAAGCACGGAACUACUGCUGCGCAGUGUGCUACAGGAAGAGCAAAAGUGUCGGGCUGUGCCACUGUCACCGGUGAGCUUCACCUUCUACGAUGACGAUGACAGCGCUUCCAGCACGGUCGGAUCGAUGGCGGUGGAUAGGGGUGAGCAGCAGCAGCAGCGGAAGCCCGAGGAGCCACCGCCACAGCAGUACCACAGCGAUAACAGUUUGCUGCUGCGAACGGAGGACGACUGGCCAAUGCGGCCGACCCGGAGCCGCAAUCUCAUCCAUCCCGCGCUCAGGCGCUCGAAAGCCACCAAUGCUGGCCCACCGACCGAUACGCUGGUGAUGCGCAGCCGCUCCUUCCAGGAUCAAACCAACAGCAUUCCAAAACGCUUUGUCAAAUCGGCCGCAUACUACAGUCCCCGGUUUUUGGCCCGAUUUCGCAAGAAGCACCAGGCGCCUCCAUCGAUAAAGCGACGAUCGCCAUCGCCGCUGGAGGCACGGCAGGAGGAGCCACCGAACGGGAGCGAGCUGUCGAAGCUGCUGCUUGCCCGUGGUGCGCUAGAGCCAACCACAAUCGCCCCGAUUCGGGCCGCGCUCGCCCCGGUGCUAGUGCACACACCGUCCGGCUCACUGACGUCAUCGUCCGUGUGCGCUUCGGGACCGAUUCGGGUGGCCGUUUGUGGGCAGAAUGGGACCGAUGCCGUGUACGGCAUGGGCGCACCGGUGGAACGUUCUUCCUCGUUCGACUGCACGACCGUGCCAGCCGCGGCAGCAGCUGUGUGCAAUUUCGGUCACCAUCUCACGGUGGCGUCAGCGAACGAACUGCUUACCUGCGUGGAACCGAGACGGGUUGUGUCGUACGAUGACGUCAGUGGGUUCAGCUUCAUCGACGACGAUGAUGGUGCCGAACCGAACGGUACCGCUGGCGUCGGUGCAUUCUUGCGGGUGGCCCCCGGUAGUGAAACUACCAACGUAACACCGACCGCAAGAAGCGAUAUCGAUACGGAACGCUUACGGAGCGUAUUGUCGGCUGGUGCGGUACCAGCUCACGGUACCGUUUCUCACCCACCGACGCAACAUCUUCUCGGCCGCAUUUAUCGCCAGAUGCGCAAGUGUUCGAUGGGUUGGAGCAAAACGGGAUGUCGUGUACGCAGAGCUCGCAGCAUCUCCGAGGAGAUAACGGCGGAGAACCGCUAUCGCGACGAUGAGUACGUACCAAGAGGCGAGAGCAGCGGCUCCGGUACUCACUCGAAGCCAGAUUCUGCGCAUAAGCCCGAUAAAGAUAAGGAUAAGAAAGAUAAGGACAAGGAGGAGCGCGAUGAAGAAACAAUCAAGGUAUUCGACGGAAACUGUUCAUAUCGAAGAAGAAUUUUCAGAGCCAUUAAUGUACCUAGAACAUGCUCGUUGGAACAACUGUUGACCACCGCCUUGAGGGCCUUCCACAUAGCCAGGGAUCCAAAUCUAUUUUUUCUCACUGAUGUCUAUGGCGACGAGGUCAGAUUGCAGGAUCCGAACCCAGUGCCAGGCCUACACCGUGUAGAGGGCAAAAGACCAGCUAUAUACUUAAGAUUUCGUGAUAAGGAGAACGAUCACGGCUUUGUGCGCGUCUAUCCGGGUAAGCUGCAAGUGGAGAACGCUUACGUUAUCAUACCGGUGGACAACGAUACCACCGUAAAGGAUCUGAUUUGCGAAUCACUCAAAAAGUUCGGCCUCCAGAGCCACCAGAUCGAGGACUACCGCUGUUCGGAGAUACUGCUCGAUCGGGGCGUUACCGAGCGGGUGCUGUCGUGGAACGAGCGACCGUGGGAGAUCAUGAAGCAGCUCGGGAAGGACUCGAUCCGGCAGAUGGAGCUGAUGCGGUUCUAUCUGCAGCUCAAGCAGGACCCGCACGGUCCGAACCUGGCACUGUUCGUUGGCAAUCUGCCGCCCGGGCUGUCCCAGCGCAACUACGAGCACAUACUGACGGAAUUUCUCGGCUUCGAGAACAAGUUCAGCAGCAUUGGUCCGAUCUACUACGAGUACGGUUCGCUGGUGAUAACCUACGAAAAUGCAUCCAAAGCUGUACGUGCAUUCCAGGCGCUACGGGAGUCCAAGUAUGAGGAGAAGCAUUUGCUCGUGCUGCUGUUGCCCAACAUCGAACCGAGCAUGGUGCCGGCCGGUGUCCAACCGCUGCUGGUGUUUGUCAAUGUCAAGUCCGGAGGAUGCCAGGGUCUAGAGCUUAUUAGUAGUUUUCGUAAAUUAUUAAAUCCAUAUCAAGUGUUUGAUUUGGAUAACGGUGGACCACUGCCUGGGCUAUACGUUUUCCGACACAUUCAGGAUUAUAAAAUUCUCGUGUGUGGUGGCGAUGGUACGAUCGGUUGGGUGUUGCAGUGCCUGGACAACGUUGGUCAAGAUUCGGAAUGCUCUAGCCCACCGUGUGCCAUCGUCCCCUUAGGCACUGGUAACGAUUUGGCACGCGUUCUACGCUGGGGCGCCGGUUACACCGGUGGCGAAGACCCACUGAAUCUGCUGCGGGACGUAAUAGAUGCGGAAGAAAUACGGCUAGACCGCUGGACGGUAGUCUUCCAUCCGGAGGACAAACCGGAAGAUGCCACACCGAAGGCGCAACCCAACUCAACCGGUAAGAAGAAGAAAAUUCAACAGCAACAGCAACAGCAACAACAACAACAACAGCAACAGCAGUUGCAACAACAGCAACAUCAGCAGAACCAACAACACCAUCACCCAUCGGUGGCAAUCGUGGCCAACCCGGCGCAAGUUGUUGGAGGCGCCCAAAGUGAGGAUAACUCGCAGAUAUUCGUCAUGAACAACUACUUCGGUAUCGGCAUCGAUGCCGACCUGUGCUUGGACUUCCAUAAUGCGCGCGAGGAAAAUCCGAACAAGUUCAACUCGCGGCUACACAACAAGGGCGUGUACGUGAAGAUGGGCCUGCGGAAAAUGGUAGGACGGAAGAUGGUAAAGGAGCUGCACAAGGAGCUGCGGCUUGAGGUGGACGGGAAGGUAGUGGAGCUACCACCGGUCGAGGGUAUUAUCAUACUGAAUAUCUUAAGCUGGGGUUCCGGAGCAAAUCCCUGGGGACCGGAAAAGGAGGAUCAGUUCAGUAAACCGAACCAUUGGGACGGUAUGCUGGAAGUCGUUGGCGUUACCGGUGUAGUGCAUUUGGGACAGAUCCAGUCCGGGCUGCGCUCGGCCAUGCGAAUAGCCCAGGGUGGUCACAUAAAGAUUCAUCUUCAUUCCGACAUACCGGUACAGGUCGAUGGAGAACCGUGGGUACAGAGCCCCGGUGAUGUGGUCGUACUAAAAUCGGCAUUAAAGGCAACAAUGUUGAAAAAAAUGAAAGGAAAAAUGAAACGACGCAACACCGAGCCGACGAUGCAGGUGAUGGGUCCGUCGGGGAUCCAGAUGACGCUGGCCGCACCCCAGGAACCCGACGAGGUCGACUCCAAUAAUACAGAUUUUUGAAUAUGGUAUAACGAGCGAUUAAUUUAACGUGCUUCGUCGUUUGCGGGUGUUUCGUGGGGGAAGGAGUACUAGCGUAUCGGAGUGGGGUCAGUAGGUGGAGAAUGGAAAGUGUGUUCUAGUUUGAAACAGAACAGGCAACUAUCGCCAACGUUUUGUCGUCCCACCAGUCAUCACUAGCAAACACCCAGCGUCUCACACAGAUAUUAGGUCUCGAAAACGACUGACAGCGUCGGUUUGUUGCGGCAGAACGACAUGUCUGGACCGCGCUGGACCACAACCAUUGCUGCAGUUACCUCGUUGCCAGCGAUCGAACCUAAACCGAUAUCCUAACACUUUAUUCUCCCUCCUUUCUCUCUCUCCUUCUCUCUGUCUAUUUUCUUCCUUCAUGGAAAAUCUCCUCCAAAAAUCUCCUGCAAAAACUCCUCUAUUUUGUACAGUGGGGCAAUAGUACAACUUAUGAAUUCUUUAAACACAAUAUUCUCGAUACGAUUGCUGAACAAGUGCUGCAGUGAUGGCGGUCACCAGAAAAUUUCCAGCCCAAGGGAAACCCCUCCAUCUCUCGUCACCAAUUCCUAUCCGAGUGUGUUUGUGUGUUUGUAUGUGUGGAUACGAUUGUGGUGGAGAUUCUGCAGGACGAUGGGUGAUGCACUUUGGCGAACUUGUGCAAACGAACCAAAACCUUCUCCCACAUACGCCCAGAACAAGGCUAGUUAAAGGCGAACACAUGCGAAGCACGCAUUGGGGGGAUGGGGAAGGGGGGGGGAAGAAAUGGACGUGCGAAAAAAACCGGAAAUCCCCUCGUGUGUAAAAUAUUAAUAACUCAACAACAAUCACUGCAAACCAAAAACCAAUAGCCUAUCGGAAGCGAAACACAAAACCCACACAAAGGACGAACACAUGUGUACAAUUUAGAUAACAAUAGGCGAUAGAAAGCGCAUCCGUUCCUCACCGCGCCCUCCCGCUGAUGUGUACCGGACCCGGGGUCGGGUUAGCGGGGGAUGGAAGGAAAAUGCGAAAAACAUCUGUACAAAAACGAAAACCACAUUGAAAACCACGAUAGCAAAACUCUAUGUAUCUUGUAUGUGUCUGUGCGUGUACGUGUAGUAGAUAAUUCACGUCAAAACUAGGAAAAGAAUUGUGUGUGUGGAGCGUAAGCGAAAAUGUUUCGAAAUGGCGAAAAGGAAAUAAGCGGAACAGCACAAAAGCAAAAGCAAAAACCAAACACACUCAUACACAAAGUUUCAGUAAACCCCUCACUACAAGGAAGAGUAAAGAAACAUCAAUAUUUACAACCUAAUUGACACCGAUUGU